Penicillium canariense is the source of this 984-nucleotide messenger RNA. Its product is annotated as DUF3431 domain-containing protein. The coding region runs from base 1 to 984 and encodes 327 amino acids. The transcript has a single exon. The record is from RefSeq and is a predicted model, not a curated record. NCBI's taxonomy places the organism in Eukaryota, Fungi, Ascomycota, Eurotiomycetes, Eurotiales, Aspergillaceae.
AUGAAAGGUGGUCUGCGUUUCGCACUCUGCGCUUCGCUACUCCUAUUUUUCUCCUUGUACCUGCUGGAGGCACAUCUCAAAGAUCUUUAUGAUCAGUAUCGCGCCGGCACAUAUUUGGUUGAUUGGCUGGACCGAAAUGGAGCCGUUCGAAGCCCGGCAUUCAACGAUGUACCAGGCGACAAGGUGGUCGUAAUGGCCAAAUUGCAAGAGGAGCCUACCGACUGGGUACAGGAGGAACUUCCAGAGUGCGUAUAUGAUUUGCUCUUUGAUAAAAUCAAGCUUGGUUCAAUAUUGAUCAAACCUCUCCCGAACAGCUGGCAGCGCGCCAUCUACAUAGUCAACCCGUCUGAAGAUGCGCGAUCCGAUUCGAAUGUGCUCACAACACCUCUUAACAAAGGCCACGAGUCUAUGGCUUACUUGACCUACGUGAUCGACCACUACGACGCCCUUCCCUCCACAAUUGUCUUCCUCCACGCACAUCGUGCAGGGUUCCUGAUGGCAUGGCACGUCGAUGCGCCGCUCCACGACAACGUCAACGCAAUGCGCAUGCUCCGAACCGACUUCGUUCAACAAAACGGCUACGUCAAUCUCCGCUGUAACUGGAACCCAGGCUGCAAGGAAGGCCACCGCUUCAAUCAACAUGUCACCGAGCAGGUCUGGUGGGAUAUUUUCGAAGGCACGAGCACUCCGCCGUUGAACCACUCCUCGCCCUACGAACAGGAAUACUCGGAGUACAAAUACAUGCGCAAGCCAGAUCAGAUUGGUGCGGCGUGCUGCGCGCAAUUUGCGGUCUCGCGAAGCCAGGUGCAUAAGCGGCCGCGCGACGACUACGUUAAGUUCCGACAAUGGAUCAUUGAAACCGAUUUGAAUGAUUCUACUUCAGGACGAGUGAUGGAGUUUUUAUGGCAUGUUAUUUUCGACAUGGACGCGGUUUAUUGUCCCGAUGAGGAGCUCUGCUACUGCCAAGUGUAUGGGAAAUGCUAA